Messenger RNA from Aphanomyces invadans, 915 nucleotides. RefSeq lists its product as hypothetical. Bases 131 to 625 code for a protein of 164 amino acids. The record is from RefSeq and is a predicted model, not a curated record. NCBI's taxonomy places the organism in Eukaryota, Oomycota, Saprolegniomycetes, Saprolegniales, Verrucalvaceae. The transcript is spliced from 2 exons.
CUGACGUCACUUUCAUCACUUUCAACGAACGGCACUUUCUAUACUUCAACAUACAAAACCUAGUCAUUCCCAAUCAGUCCGUAUCGCGCUACAAAGGCGGCGGCGCUUGCCCGACGGAUCGAUAGCGACGAUGGCGAUGACGUCAGCCCUGCAACUCCAAGACAAACUCGACACCUACGGCGCAAUUCGAAUAUCGUCUAGUCCAGCGAAGCCGCCGCUUCCCAGGGACAGGCCACGUCCGUCUAUCGCGUCGUCGACAUCGUCGGCGGCAUCAUCUCCGUUCACCAGGUCGCCGUAUAAUACGACGCCGAAGCGUAAUAUCUUGCGCAAGGGAAGUAGCGUCGAAUUUGCACCACAUCACCUCGACGACGACGCGAAUGGAGAGGAGAAACAGCGGCGGGAGUGCCGGCGCCUAUCCAUGCGCGAGAAACAAGAAUUGUACAAAAUCCGACCAGACUUGGAGAUUGGGGCGCCGCUUGCCGUAAAGUCCUUGAUCGAAGAACAAAACGACCGGCGCCGAAAAGUUGCGUGCUCUCUUCUUGCCGGUGUCGGCUGCAUCUUGAUGCUCAUACUGUUUUACUACUUUAUCGCGUGGAACAUGCGCGACGACCCCGACUUCCAGUAACUUAAUAUCGAUCUACGAUGACCCUUCACCCACGUUGAGGGAGGAACAACGCGAACUAUUGUUGUUCGUACAGGAACACAGGACAUCGAGGCAGCGUCUACCCGCAAUUGCUCACGGGAAUCCUGGGCUAUCCAUCCCUUGGUCAGCUGUAUACGGAAUGUUGAAAUGCCGCCACCACGCGCGCCGCACGCGCGUACUGCACCACCGUGCAAAGACGCGGUCUUUGGAGGAUAAUGCAUGGUUGAUUUUUCGAACAUGUUCAGUUUUCCUUGAUAAAUGAAUUUCAAAAC